Messenger RNA from Phlebotomus papatasi, 2430 nucleotides. Its product is annotated as fibroblast growth factor receptor 3-like. Gene Ontology annotation, biological process: synapse organization. The transcript is spliced from 6 exons. Lineage: Eukaryota; Metazoa; Arthropoda; Insecta; Diptera; Psychodidae. The record is from RefSeq and is a predicted model, not a curated record. Gene Ontology annotation, cellular component: neuron projection membrane. The coding region runs from base 548 to 1513 and encodes 321 amino acids.
ACUGAAGCAGCAGUUUCCGACCAUCUUCCGACCGUGAAGUAUCUAACUAGUAGCAGUUCUCGUAAAAUUAUUUGUUUUUCCAACGUGUUGAAGUGUAUCGGACGUACUGUGAGACAAGUCCGUAGUGCAUGCUAAACGGAACAAAAGUAGUAGAACUUCUUGUUAAUUGGAAUGUUCUUUAAAGUGAUAUACAUGGAUUAGCCGGAUAUUUCUGAAAAUGUGAUGAAAGUAUCCCCAUACUAAAAGCUCAUUGUGGAUUUUGAUAGCAUAGCAGUGACAAUUAGAUGGUAAUUAAACCCUUUGGGGCUACCCAUCCAUCCUACAUUCACUGUGACUUGUAGAUUUUUGCCUGUGACUUCCAUCAUGUCUCACUAAGCACAUGAACAGCUGAAUAAUGAAGUGAAGUGAAAAAGACAAUUGAGCCUCAGGAAAAUUGGGAAAACCCUGUGUGGUUGAUAUCCAAACCGGCUAUAGAGACGCGUUCAUAUGGCGGUUUAUAGAGCUAGAGAGUGUUUGAAAGUGUGAAGCGGCGUCCACGAGCGUCGCCAUGAGGCGGCGACGAGUGACGCUGCUACUGUUUGAAGUGACCCUAGUGGUCGCCUUGGUGUCAGCUCGAGGACCUCCUCCUCCCAUCUUACGACCACGUGAUGGUGAUCCUUUUGAUUCCUUGCCAAAAGGCUUCUGGCAAGAAUUCUCUUCUCCAUUCACGGAUACUCCAGACGGCGGUGACACUGAUGAUAGUGCAGAGUCUCUGGAAACAACUACCCGUGAACCUCAACCAUUUUUCGAGGAACCAACUGCUGCAGCCAAUGUUACCACACAACUCGGAAGUCAUGUUCACCUCCACUGUCGAGUGAACGAUCUCCGGGAGAAGACGGUAUCUUGGGUCCGUCGUAAGGAAGAUCAAUUACAAUUGAUCACAUUUGGUCGUCAUACCUACAGUAGUGAUUCACGCUACCAGCUUGAGUAUCAACCUCCCAAUGACUGGCAGUUACUUAUCGAGUUUGCUAACGAACGCGAUGAGGGUCACUACGAAUGCCAAGUUUCGUCACAUCCACCCCUCGUUUUCUUGGUUUACCUCACAGUUGUGGUUCCGCGUGUGGAAAUCGUGGACGAACGAGGCGGUGCCGGGGCAGAUAAGUUUUACAAGGCUGGUAGUACGAUCGAAUUAAAAUGUGUGAUCAGCAAGGUACCACAACCUACAACCUAUGUCAUGUGGAAACACGGUCAACGAAUGUUGAACUAUGACACUAGCCGCGGUGGAAUUAGCGUUAAGACAGAUUUGAAGCCUGGUGGAGCAGUGAGCCGUUUGUAUAUUGCAAAUGCCAAUCGUUACGAUUCCGGAAACUACACUUGCUCUUUGGCCGAUGUAGCCGCAACAACAGUCACCGUCCAUGUACUCAAUGGUGAAAAUCCUGCCGCAAUGCAACACGGAGGCUCCACAAGGUGGACUCCAAUAGCAUGGGCAACAAUUUUCUCGUCAGUUUCUCACUUCUUUGUCCAUCGUCGGUGAUCUUGGACGAUAGCCAGUGGUCACAUUCACCCUUAACUGAACUCAAGGAGUUCAAGGAAUGUAUUAAAAGUUGUGUAAAACACUAUAAAAAAAGGUAAAAGAACUAGUAAAUUGUAAGCAGAUCAUCAACUUAAAUGUUUCACAGAAUUUCACAUUAAUUAUUUGCAUUUUCUUUUCUCCUAAUGAAUAUACCAGAGCGUAAAAUUGGAUUUCUCAUGAAUUUUCUAUGAGAUAACUUUAGGGUGAAAUUUACGUGAAACUCAAUAACGAAUAUCAAACUUUUUUUUCACAAUAAAAAAAUACUUUUUUCAUACCUAUAUUUAGUUAGGAUAAAUAAAGUAUAGUCAAAUACUAAGAUAAUGCACGCAGAGUUUUCAUUUUCGCGUAAAAAGAAAAUGUUUAUUCCGCUCAUACUGGCGAUGAGGGAGAUGUAAAAAUUAAAAAUAACAAUAUUUAUGUGAAAAUUCUGGGAAGACAGGGAAGGAUGGGGCAGUUUCACAUAGUUCAACUUUUUUCCCAAAUGAAUGUAAACUGCCAUAAAUAUAUUGCAUUUGUUUGACUUGGGAUUCUCCAUUGGGCAAUAUAUUGUACAAUAGAUAUUAAUUUAUUAUCCUAAAAAUAUGAAUGUUAAGUCAUGCAUUCGUGAACUGCCCCAGCCUCCCUUAAUGGUGUUUUCGCAGUUAAAACUUUACAUUUCACUCACACCGAUGUAGAAUAUCAAUAAGAGUGAGUGCAACGGAUGAUUUUUAUGCGAAAAACUUUGUGUAGGGGGAAGUGGGGCACCUUUGAAAGUGGGGCACCUUUGAAAUUGGGAUUUUUCUCCUAUGUUUAAAUGGAACUGAGCUAUAUUAUAAUGUAAUUUAGCUUAUCAAUCUGUUUGUGCAGAUAAAUUAUAUCAUGAUAAGACCCAAUUUUAU